CGCCAUUUUGACUGAGCAACCCUAGUGACAGGAGCCGAAGCAGCAGCGCAGGUUGUCCCCGUUUCCCCUCCCCCUUCCCUUAUCCGGUUGACUUCCCGGGCCCCCUACACUCCACAGUCCCAGUUCCGCCAUGUCCCAGAAACAAGAAGAGGAGAACCCUGCGGAGGAGGCCGGCGAGGAGAAGCAGGACACACAGGAGAAAGAAGGUAUUCUUCCUGAGAGAGCUGAGGAGGCAAAGCUAAAGGCCAAAUAUCCAAGCCUAGGACAAAAGCCUGGAGGCUCCGACUUCCUCAUGAAGAGACUCCAGAAAGGGCAAAAGUACUUUGACUCAGGAGACUACAACAUGGCCAAAGCCAAGAUGAAGAAUAAGCAGCUGCCAAGUGCAGGACCAGACAAGAACCUGGUGACUGGUGACCACAUCCCCACCCCACAGGAUCUGCCCCAGAGAAAGUCCUCGCUCGUCACCAGCAAGCUUGCGGGUGGCCAAGUUGAAUGAUGCUGCCCGGGGCUCCACCAGAUCCUGAGACGCUGCCCCCCCUGGGUCCUGUGCUGGCUCCUGCCCCUCCCUGCUUUUGCAGCCAGGGGUCAGGAAGUGGCUCGGGUGCGGGCUGGAGAGGCAGAAGCCCCUGCCUGUCGGUGUCCCAGCGCAUGGAGCCCCUUGGGCUGAGCACCAAGACCUUGAACCUUUUUUGUUUUACCUUUUUUCCAAAUAAUUAUUGCGAGAAAUCUCAAUGAAAUCCUGGGAGUGUGGUGAGAGGGUGGGGUGGGA
Cynocephalus volans (Philippine flying lemur) is the source of this 769-nucleotide messenger RNA. It is a transcript of the gene ENSA, whose product is annotated as endosulfine alpha. The record is from RefSeq and is a predicted model, not a curated record. The transcript is spliced from 4 exons. Gene Ontology annotation, cellular component: cytoplasm. Bases 131 to 496 code for a protein of 121 amino acids. NCBI's taxonomy places the organism in Eukaryota, Metazoa, Chordata, Mammalia, Dermoptera, Cynocephalidae. Gene Ontology annotation, molecular function: protein phosphatase inhibitor activity.